This is a messenger RNA of Miscanthus lutarioriparius, 1416 nucleotides long. NCBI's taxonomy places the organism in Eukaryota, Viridiplantae, Streptophyta, Magnoliopsida, Poales, Poaceae. The record is from the annotation of a GenBank genome assembly.
AUGACAAAAACCAAGUACGAGCAGGAGAGGGAUGCAAAUAAAGGGGGCAAAGGGAAGAGACUAGUAUCUGACAAUCCAGAAUUUAACACUGAGUAUGAUCCUUCAUCUGACAUUGAUAACCAAUCUGACAGUGAUGAUAAUUCUGAUGAUGACCUCAAUAAUGAGGUCAAUACUGAGGAAAGACCAAUGGUUCCAGGAACUCGCCCGCAGCAGAAGAAGCAAAAGCCUAGUCCUCCUAGAUACACUAGGAAAAGUGUAGCCAUGUCUACGCCUGGUGCAAACACAGUACCUAGUCCUCCUAGAUUCACUAGGACCAGUGUAGCCAUGUCUACGCCUGGUGCAAACACAAUACCUAGUCCUCCUAGAUUCACCAGGUCCAGUGUAGCCAUGUCUUCGCCUGGUGCAAACACUGAGCAUAGUACUCCUAGAGCCACUGCUACCCUAUCUCAGCAACCUACUCCCACAACUAGUGUUAACCAAGCAGUUCCUGCAGACACCUCACCAGGUGGACAGAGCUCUAGGCAAAGCAAUGACAUCAAUGAGUCAGCUGAGCAAUUUGAUGCCGCUAAUUCAGAGGGUCAUACAUAUGAAGGAGAACCAAGAGAUGACUUAGUUCCAGCGCCCCCAAAGAAUGACCGCAAGAAAACCAUGGGUCAUGGCUUAGAGAAGAUGCUAAAUAGAGGAAAGAAGCGGGCUAUCCAAGUGGAUGAAGGGAAGAAAAGACAUGAUGUCCCACUUCAGGCAACGAAGCUGGCAUCAGAAACUGGUGUUGCCCUUAGAGACAACAUGCCCAUCUACACAUCAUGGAAGCUUUAUGACAAUGAUGCGGGAAAGGCAGAAGUAAAAAAAGUGCUUUACAAAGUGGCGUCAAGGUUGGAUGUGGAUGUUAAGAAUGAGGCACCAAGUAAAGCUACAUGCACUGAUAUCAUUAAGAGGGGAGUAAGGCAGACAAGGCAUCACCUGAAAAAGAAGUACUUCGAUGGGUCACUAACAGAAGAACAGUUGCUGGCCAAGCAACCUCCACCUAAAAUGAAGAAAGAGGAAUGGACCAAGCUGGUAGAGUACUGGUGUGACCCAAAGAAUCAGGAAAAAUGUGCUAAGAAUAAAGUAAACCGAGCCCAAGUGCAGCUUCAUCAAAGGACUGGAGCUAGGUCCUAUAUUGCCCAUCGAUACAGCCUAAGGACUAAGUACAACAACAUGGAGCCAGAUGCUGUUGAUUUCUUUGGGGAAUGUAUGAGUAGUCCCAAAAAUGGUUGUACUCCUCUUGCAAAUCAAAUAUAUGAACAAAUGGUUGUAGAGAAGGAAAGAGAGCCAGAAGAAGGAGAAGAACAAAAGUCUCCCUCUAAGAUUGUUGCUGACUAUCUUAGCCAGAUCAGUCGUUCAUCCACCUUCCUUCCUAACAUUGGUGUCCCUUGA